Etheostoma cragini (Arkansas darter) is the source of this 1439-nucleotide messenger RNA. RefSeq names its product Kruppel-like factor 5 like (gene klf5l). Gene Ontology annotation, molecular function: DNA-binding transcription factor activity, RNA polymerase II-specific; RNA polymerase II cis-regulatory region sequence-specific DNA binding. The transcript is spliced from 4 exons. Gene Ontology annotation, biological process: regulation of transcription by RNA polymerase II. Bases 1 to 1161 code for a protein of 386 amino acids. Lineage: Eukaryota; Metazoa; Chordata; Actinopteri; Perciformes; Percidae. The record is from RefSeq and is a predicted model, not a curated record.
AUGUUGCAGAUUCAAUUAGAGUUGGACAAAUACCUCCCCCAGGUCAACGGUCCUCUCUUGAGUAACUUGAUUGACACCGUUGACAGGAAAUACAGACGAGAUAGCGCCUCUGUGGUUGAUGAGUUCUUCUCAGAGGACAAAACUGCUGCCCCUUACAGCCUCAACAUCAACGUCAUCCUUCCCAGCACCACACACCUCCGCACAGGCCUCUACCGGGCCAACCCCAGGACUCUCACAGCGCAGCAGAUCAAGAUAGAGCCCGGACUGGAGGUGCCCUGCUCCGUCCCCACCCAGGCCCUGCCAGACUUCACCUCUGUCUUCAGCGUGUCGCCUGUAGCCAACAACGUUUUCAUUAAACCAGACAUGAGCUCUGGAGGAGUGGUAACUGGGGCCGCAGGAUCCCAGCAGCAGCACCAACAGCCAAAUAUGGAUACAGAGCUUCACAUUGGACCUCCGGCCCCCCAGUCGCAGGUCUAUGCCCACAUGCCCAUCACCAGCUGUGCUGACCUCACCAUGACUCUGUCCCACGCUAGCCCAUCGGCACAUGCCUCCACGAGUGGCAGAACCAUGCUGAAUCUCGGCAACGGCAACUACAUGAUGGCCGAGCACCAACUACCCCAGCACCACGGUUACUACCAAGCCUCUCCGACCAUCUCAUCCCAGCACACAGCGCCCCACAGCCUGCCACCCUCACCCCCGAACUCUCAGCCAGGGAGCCCAGACGGUCAGGCAGAGCUGCUCAGCUUAUCUCCACAACUUCAGGCUCCAUACCUGCAGUGUCUGGGAGGGAUAAAAGUGACGGGGUUGUCCCCACAUGCCAUGCUGAUGACACACGGCCAGGGUGUCCUGACAGGUCCCAAAUACAACAGGCGGAACAACCCAGAGCUGGAGAAGAGGAGGAUCCACUUCUGUGACUACCCAGGCUGCUCCAAAGUUUACACAAAGAGCUCUCACCUGAAGGCACACCAAAGGACGCACACAGGUGAGAAGCCGUACCGUUGUACAUGGGAAAACUGUGACUGGCGUUUCGCCCGAUCGGAUGAGCUCACCAGACACUACCGCAAACACACCGGAGCCAAACCAUUCAAGUGCGUCGCUUGCAGCCGCUGCUUCUCACGCUCUGACCACCUGGCCCUGCACAUGAAGCGUCACCAGAACUAACUUAACAGAACUAACUUACCUGUAUGUACAAACCAUCACAGAAUCACACACAAAUAUAGCCGUAUCCAUACAUACAGCCACCUGAUCUUAACAGACACAGUACCAAAAUCCUCCCUGUGUACCCCUGUUUAUUCUGGUGCUCCAUGCUACCAUAAAUUGAGCGAUAAUAGGCUAUCUAGCAGUAUCCAAAGAGGGACGACAACAAACACAGAUGUUUGCAGAUGGUGAACUAGUGAUCAUUACGUCUUUGUAGCUGCACCUACUGGUUGGUCAGGGUU